AUGGGCAGAUGGCUGACGAUCCUUCAGCUCGUCGUCGUCGUCGGCCUUCUCGUCCAGCUCGCUGGAGCACAGUUCCCGUUCAAUGUGAUCGUCGUGCUGCCGGAACGCGAGUCGAAGAACGACAAUUUCGGUCUGACCCUUCAGAAAGCCAAGCCGGUCAUCGACAUUGCCGUCCAGGACAUUGUCGAGUCUGGCCGGAUGCCUCCCGGCUGGGUCAAUUUGACCUACUGGGACUCGCGUUUCUACGAUGACAUGGUCCUUGCCGAGCGGUUCUCCACUGUCGGUGUUAUUCAGGUCAGAUUUAUAUUCAUUUUUAUUUUGUGAUCACAAUGUAUAUUAUACUAAACGCUGGCUUGUGAGGCGACAUAGAAAAACUCUUUCUCAAGCCAGCGGCGGAGUAACUAGAGAUUGAAACAGUUCACUGCUAUUUAAAUUGCGACGCGUGUGUCUCGAAGCGGUCGCCAUGCGCUUCUGAUAUCGUGUUCAAAGUGAUUCCGAGAAAUUCAAAGUGACCGUCAGAAAGUGAGAAAUAUUUCAGAGAACCAGAAAUGGUUUUGAAUUUUCGCGUAAAUCACUUUGAACGCGGCAAUAAAUAAGACAUAUUCUUGAGUAUUUUCGUGAACGAAAAUGGAACCGAGUCGUUUCGCGACCGUACGCCACGAAAUUUCGCUUUUUAACUUUGAAUCAAAAAUAUUAUUUCCUUACCACAGUAGACUUUCAGGAGGUUUUUUUGGAAUAACAAGUUUGAAUCUCUUUUUGGAAUAGAUUAAAAUUUCCGUUUGAAUAGAUAAGUUUUUGAACUCAAGAAGAAUAGACAGUUAUUUUUUUCAUGAUUCUGGUAUUUUUCUAUUGAAAUUUUUUUAUGAGUUUUCGGAUUAACCAGUAAAAAGGAAAAAAAUAACCUUUUUUUAAUUAAUUUUUUUCGUUUUUUUCGCUAUAUUUUUUUGCUUGAAGGCAAUCGUUACAUUUUUGAUUUUUAUGGAGGAAUUUUUUUCUGGAUCGCCGUUCAAAAAGUUUUUUUAUUGCGUCAGCAAAAUAAGAAAAACAAAAAAAGCUUUAUCCAUCUGGUGGUUUUAUUGCGAAAAAAUGAGGAAGACGUUCAAAAUGAGAAUCUUUUUAUGAUUUUCUCAUUUGAUGUUGUGAAAGAAGUCUCGAAAAUGAGAGAAUUAAUCGAAAAAAGUCUAAAAACGAAGAAACUUGAAGAAAUCCAAUCUCAUUUUCCGUGACGUUUCCUAUUGAAACUACCAAGAAGACCUUCGGAGUUAAUAUUUUUCGUUCUGAAAGAAUUCCUUAAGCUUCGAGAGAAGUUUUUUUGAAGAAGAAACGUUUUUUUUUCGUCAAAAAACUUUUUUCAAACUACAAGAAAAGCUUCAAUAUCUUCAAAGAUUCUGCAAAGAGUGUUCAAAUAAAUCAGGAGGGGAAAUAAAAAGUCCCGGAGCUUUAUCUAACUAAUAAAAACAGCCGGAGGGGAUCCUCUUGGAGCUUCUUCUCAAAUUUCACUUUGUUUUUUUUCCUUGUGGUCACGCUCGACUGCAGCUCUACCAAAACAGUUUUCCUUUUUUCCUCUCAUAUUGUUAUUGCAAAGUGAAGAAAACAAUCGAACACAUUGAAAGCAGAGAAAAAAGGAAACAUUUAAGUUCUCCAAGUUCUUCAUUUCCGUUUCAUUCGAAAAAAAGCGGAAAAUUUUCGAAGGGUUUUUCAUGCAAUAAAGCUUUCAUUUCCAGACAAAAAAACAACUUUGAAUUUUUUGACAUUUUGACAUGACAUUUUAAUUCAUCAUUAAAAUAUUGAUUAUUUAUGGAAGUCUCCUCAAGUUUGCGGCAAUGAAACUGUCCAAUAAAAAAAUCUCUUUUUUUCUUUUUUUAUGACCGAUGUUUCAAAGUCAUCAAAGUUCCCAAAAAAAUGUUAUAGUUUUUAUAUUGAAAAUUAGGAAAGGCUGGGUUAAUCUUCAUUUUUUUAUGUAAAAGCUCAAAAAAAUAAUGAAAGCAUACAUUCAUCGAAAGUUUUGAAAAAAUGGUUUCAAAAAAUAAAUUUCUUUGAAGUUUCUUGCUGAGUUGUUCAAAGAAGCAUAAACUGAUUUUACAAAGGUCUGAAAAUCAUUUUGAGUGAUUUUCGAAGUCAUGCGAUUUUUAUGGGCCUUCAAAAUCCAAGCAAGGUUUUUUUGGCGUAUCAAAUUAGAUUAGAAACAAUAAUUGAAUUCCUGCUGUAUCAUUUUUCAUUUUCAUCAUUUGCAGGCCUACUGUGAGCACCGACUGGACGCGAUCCUCGGUUUCGCCGACAACUACGGCCUGGCCACCGUCACUAAAGUGACAGCGGGUCUGAACGGCGGAGUCCCGAUCCUGACCACCGCCGGAAUGCCUUCUCUUCUGAACUCCAAGAAAGAGUACCCAUUCUUGACGAGGAUGCGAGGAUCUUAUCGCUUGCUCGCCGACUCGAUGUACCAACUCAUCGCCUACCACGACGACGAGACCCAACUCCUGCACAACACCACCACUCUCAACUACCUCAACGUCAUGUUCUUCUACCACGACAAACGGAGGGCCGUCAACCGCAAAACCAACACCGACGAGGCCGAGACCGGCGCCACCUCCUCUCACUGCUACUUCUCGCUCUACGCCAUCAAACGCUACUUCACCGAGAAAAGCAAAACGUUCAAGCGCGAGUGGGCUCUGAACACGCCGCAGUUUCCUUUCGAUGAAGAUUUGGUCACCAGCAGAGACACCAUCAAGCAGUGGCUCCGCGAGGUUUCCUACCAGUCGAACGGUGUGUUUUCCUCUUCUGCUUCUUUUGAACUUUUGGAACUCUCUGAGAGAACUUGAAAGUUGUCCUUUUCGUUAACUAGAUUUAUUGGAGACUCACUCACCAUCCGAACUCAUAGUGGUGUUUCUGAAGGAGACUGGGAUCACGGAAUGUAG
This is a messenger RNA of Caenorhabditis auriculariae, 2915 nucleotides long. The record is from the annotation of a GenBank genome assembly. Lineage: Eukaryota; Metazoa; Nematoda; Chromadorea; Rhabditida; Rhabditidae.